Messenger RNA from Seminavis robusta, 1154 nucleotides. Lineage: Eukaryota; Bacillariophyta; Bacillariophyceae; Naviculales; Naviculaceae. The record is from the annotation of a GenBank genome assembly.
CAACACGCACUCUUGGCGCACCACUGUCUCGAUCUCAUCAGCAUUGAGCCCAUCCAUCUUUGUCUAGCUUGCAUUUGACCAUGGCAUCUCUGUUAAAGAAGGUCCAAAAGAAAACUCGCCAGUCCUUAUCGAAUGUGAGUUCCAGAGCAGGUGAGCACUUGGGAAAAGCGGCUUCCAAAGCCGAAGAGCAACUGCAAAAAACGAGAGUGGUAGUCAAUUAUGACAAAUACCUUCUUCACCCUGUGAUACUAGAGGGUCAGUUUUGGAAGCGUCGCAGUGGGAUGGGAGCCAAGAGUCGUACGCGUGCCUGGGAACUCCGGUAUUUUGAGUUGAGGGGAAGCACGUUGCUCUAUUAUGGUGGUGGGGAUGAUGAGGGCACUAUCGAGAAAGAAGGGGAAUACGAGGAGGAUACAACUAAUGCUACUAUUGAAGGCAAGGACCAAGAAGGACCGAGGGGACACCUUGAUUUUUCCGAAGAAAAGGCACUGGUGCAUGCAUCGUUGGGACAUCCAUCCGGCGCUCCCAGUCCCUUUUGUCUGUCGAUUGUGGUGGGUAUCUCGCACGAGCAGACCAAAUGGAAGUUGUGCUUUGAAGAUCAAGCUACUUUGAUGCAGUGGUUGGCAGUGUUGACCAAUGUGGUGGUACAGCACAGUGUCGAUGGAUACAAUGUCCAAUUACUGCAUGCGGCCAAUCCUACCAACCACAGCAAUAAUAGUGCGACGCCACAAGGGUUUCUCAGAAAACCACGUGUGUACGAACCCCAACAAUCUUCUUCUGUCACCUCUAAUACUACUUCUACUCAUACUACAGUGGCACCAUCCCAUCAUCAACUGUGGCUUACCAAAGACUACAGUCUUUGUAGCACUGGUCCAAAAGUGGAAGCGAGAGAUGGAGCUAUCAUUAUUUCUGCUCCAGAUGAUGACAAUGCCAUGAUUGUACAAGCAAUCCAACGCCGUCAUAGACAGGAAUUGGAACAACGAGAUUCUGCCUAUCGCCAACAGUUACAGGAUUUGCAACACAAGAUUGUGGAACUGACCAUGGCGGCCGCCGACACGAGAGCCAAACACAACCAACAAGUCCGCGAUUUACAAAAGGAAGUGUGUGACUUUGCCAGAAUUGCGCAGCGGAGUGAUGACGAUGAUGAUGAUGAUUAA